Messenger RNA from Phytophthora infestans T30-4, 1068 nucleotides. Its product is annotated as eukaryotic translation initiation factor 3 subunit G, putative. The record is from RefSeq and is a predicted model, not a curated record. The coding region runs from base 10 to 987 and encodes 325 amino acids. NCBI's taxonomy places the organism in Eukaryota, Oomycota, Peronosporomycetes, Peronosporales, Peronosporaceae. The transcript has a single exon. Gene Ontology annotation, molecular function: translation initiation factor activity; RNA binding. Gene Ontology annotation, cellular component: eukaryotic translation initiation factor 3 complex; cytoplasm.
GCAGACACCAUGGCGAUCUCGGGUAUGCGAUGGGGCGAUGAGGAGGACGACCUGCUGCCGCAGCGCGUGGAGAGCGAGCCGGACUCGAAAGGCGUGCGCCAGAUUGUAGAGUGGAAGGUGAACGAGGCUGGCGACAAGGUCAAGGUCACCAAGAAGGUUAAGAAGGUGACGGAGGUGGAGCGCAUCAGCAAGCGCGCCCUCGAACGCAAGAAAUGGGCCAAGUUCGGCGACGCGCUGGACGACGGCGAUGGAAGCAACGUCACCUACAUGCCGCAUGAGGAGGUGACGCUCGAGGACCCCAACGCUGACCAGGUGCUGCCCGGUGAGAAGAAGGAGGAGGAGAACAUCUUCGCUGGUGUCAAGAACUCGUCCAUUGUGGUCUGUCGUCACUGUGGUAUGGUUGGAGAUCACUGGACGCUCAAGUGUCCUUACAAGGACACGCCCAAGGAGGAGCUGGAGCAGGACAUGGCCAAGCGCGCCGAGUCUGGCGAGGCGGCUGCCCCCGCUGCCGCGUCCGCCGAGCCUGCUGCUCGCGGCUCUGCUCUGGACGGUGCCUUUGGCUCCAGCAAGUACGUCCCUCCUAGUCUUCGUGGCCGUGCGAGCGCUGGUGGAGACGCUGGUGGCGACAACUCACGUGAUGACAGCGCUACGCUGCGUGUGACCAACGUGUCGCCCGACACACGCGAGGACGACCUUAAGGAGCUGUUCCGCGCUUUCGGUCCAGUGGCGCGUGUGUACCUGGCCAAGGACCGUGAGACGUUCCAGUCUCGUGGCUUUGCCUUCGUUAGCUUCAUGUACCGCGAGGACGCCGAGAAGGCUCUGAACAAGCUGCAGGGCUACGGCUACGAUCACCUUAUCCUCAAGCUGGAGUGGGCCAAGCCCUCCAACAAGCCCGCGAACGACGAUGCUGGCAGUAUGGGCACUACGUUCCGCUCCGGAUACGGUAAGGCUCUGCCGCAGAACGUGGCUCCGCCUCCGCGCAAGUAGGUAGCAUGGCGUUAAUAAAGGUUGUCGAGCUUCCUGAAUGCAUCUACCGGUAGUAAUAAGUUCAUGUUUUUAGCCUUGGUA